Loxodonta africana (African savanna elephant) is the source of this 4511-nucleotide messenger RNA. RefSeq names its product kelch repeat and BTB domain containing 12 (gene KBTBD12). The record is from RefSeq and is a predicted model, not a curated record. The transcript is spliced from 6 exons. NCBI's taxonomy places the organism in Eukaryota, Metazoa, Chordata, Mammalia, Proboscidea, Elephantidae. Gene Ontology annotation, molecular function: protein binding. Bases 226 to 2097 code for a protein of 623 amino acids.
CCUGGCUCUGGGCACCCGCAGCCCAGAGGGUCCGCAUAGCCACAUCGCGACGGCGUCUGGGGAGCGAGAGGGGCCGUGGCACACCUGACUCAGGCGCUGGGGCGGCAGCUCCGAAUGUUACAUGACAUCUCUAUUGCUUUGUGAGUAAUCAGACAUGCAAAUAGCUCCCUCAGAAAUCCAGCUCAAUUUGAAGAAGACUUACCUAGGCACUUUGGAGACUGGAUCAUGGAGUACAGGAUUGAGGGAAAAGAAAAAUACCAACAUAGCUUGAAUUUACUGAAUAAAAUAAAGAACAUGAAAGAAUUAGCAGAAAUGAUUGAUGUAGUACUCAUAGCAGAAGAGGAGAAAUUCCCUUGCCACAGACUGGUCCUGGCUGCGUUUAGCCCGUAUUUUAAAGCUAUGUUCACCUGUGGACUUCUUGAAUGUACUCAAAGGGAAGUCAUACUCCAUGACAUCACAGCAGAAAGUGUGUCGGUGAUAUUAAAUUACAUGUACCAUGCCACCUUGGAGAUCAACAAUGCCAAUGUACAGACUGUAGCGAUGGCUGCCUAUUUUAUGCAGAUGGAAGAAGUCUUUCGUGUGUGUCAGAAAUAUAUGAUGGACCACAUGGAUGCCUCCAAUUGUGUAGGUAUCUAUUAUUUUGCAAAGCAGAUUGGAGCUGAAGACCUAACUGAUCAAUCAAAGAAAUAUUUAUAUCAGCACUUUGCCGAGGUGAGCUUACAUGAAGAAAUACUAGAAAUUGAAGUGAACCAGCUUCUGAUGCUUAUUAAAUCGGAUGAUCUUAACAUAACCAGAGAGGAGAGCAUUCUGGACCUUGUUCUGAGAUGGGUAAAUCAUAACCAAGAAUUGCGCACAGAGCAUCUUGUUGAGCUUUUGAAGCAAGUCAGAUUGGAACUUAUAAAUCCUUCUUUUUUAAGACAAGCCCUAAGAAGGAACACAAUGCUUCUGUGUGAUGCAGGUUGCAUUGACAUAAUUCAGAAUGCAUUCAAAGCCCUCAAGACACCCCAACAGCAUUCUCUAAAUCUUCGUUAUGGCAUGGAGACUACCAGUCUUCUGCUUUGCAUUGGCAACAAUUCUUCAGGAAUCAGAUCAAGACAUAGGAACUAUGGGGAUGCCAGUUUUUGUUAUGAUCCUGUGUCACAGAAGAUCUAUUUCAUCUCAUCUCCAAAGUAUGGGGAGGGUUUAGGAACCGUAUGUACUGGUGUUGUCAUGGAAAGCAACACUAUAAUUGUGGCUGGAGAAGCAAGUGCCUCUAAACUCUCUAGACAAAAGAAUAAGAAUGUUGAAAUCUAUAGGUAUCAUGACAGAGGAAACCAGUUCUGGGAAAAGCUAUGCACAACUGAGUUUCGAGAGCUUUAUGCUCUGGGCAGUGUCCAUAAUGACCUCUAUGUUAUAGGAGGACAGAUGAAAGUUAAAAACCAGUAUCUGAUUACAAACUGUGUUGAGAAGUACUCUGUAGAAUGGGACAGUUGGAAAAGGGUGUCUCCACUUCCACUACAAUUGGCAUGUCAUGCUGUAGUAACAGUGAAUAAUAAACUUUAUGUGAUUGGAGGCUGGACCCCUCAGAUGGAUCUUCCUGAUGAAGAACCUGAUCGAUUAAGCAAUAAACUGUUACAAUACGACCCCAGCCAAGACCAAUGGACAGAGCGGGCACCCAUGAAGUACUCGAAGUACCGAUUCAGUACAGCUGUAGUCAACAGUGAGAUUUAUGUUUUGGGUGGGAUUGGCUGCGAAGGUCGAGACAAAGGCCAGGUUCGAAAAUGCCUUGAUGCCGUGGAGAUCUACAACCCUGAUGGGGAUUUUUGGAGAGAGGGCCCACCCAUGCCGAGUCCCCUCCUCUCCCUUCGAACCAAUUCUACUAAUGCAGGAGCAGUGGAUGGGAAACUGUAUAUCUGUGGGGGAUUCCAUGGAGCAGAUCGCCAUGAGGUUAUCUCCAAAGAAAUAUUGGAGCUGGACCCAUGGGAAAACCACUGGAAUGUUGUAGCCAUCAACGUCCUCAUGCAUGACAGCUAUGAUGUGUGCCUGGUGGCCAGGAUGAAUCCCCGAGACCUCAUCCCUCCACCUUCAGAUCUGGUGGAAGAAGGCAAUGAGCACUGAGGUCACAUUGCCGGAGAACCUUCUAUUGUGUCUGCAAAUGAGGCACUUGGAAUGGAGAGAGCCCAUCAAUCUUCUUGGAAAUGAGCAUUGCAUGCGUAGUGACCCAUGUGCAAAGCAGUAUGCUGGGCACUGUGGGGGAGUAGGCCAGCAUCUGCCCUCAGGGACCUCAGUCUGAUAGAGUAGAUGAGGCACUGGAAGGCAGAAUGUGAAGAUGACUACGAGAGGAGGACAGAGUGAGUGCCAUAGGAGUGCAAGGAGAUGGAGGGAUCUUGAGUUGCUGGGGGAUUCAAGGACAGCAUUACCAAAAAGCGGGCCUUUUAUCAGGGCCAUGAAGGAUGAGGAGGAAGCAGUCCUGUGGGUGCAGUUGAUGGUAAGGUCCCUGAAACAGCUGAGCAAAGGCCCAAAGUGGGAAAGCACUAUGCAUUGGGCCAUUCCAACUGGCCAGAUUGCCUGGGGAACAGGGUUUACUACUAAGACUAGAAAAGUAGGUAGUAGCUAAAUGACCAAUACCUAGAACUGAGGAUUUUGAACCUGGUCUUUGGGCGGGGGAAUUAUCUGAAAGUAAUGAUGUUAAAGGAAAGUAGACUUCUCUUUAUACUCUGUUUUGGCUUCAGUCUUAUAAAUAUUGCCUGUUCUCAUUCAGAAUACCCUUCUGCUGCAGCAACACAGCCAACAGUGUGACUAGCAGUAGACUACAAGUCCAUAACAGCUAAGGCUCUCAAACCAAACCACAGUGAGCAGAGCAAUUCAGCCCUGGGCUAAGUCCAUGUCAGGGGACAGAGAUGAGGGAUCCGACAGCCCUAGUCCACUCUAGAGUUGAUACACAGAGUCCUGGACUGGGCUGACCCAGGCUGCCUUUCCCCAAGCCCUCAGACACACAUGAUCUUCUGCAGGCUAACCCUUAGCUAAAUGGGACUGGACUAGCCCACCCACCCCAGGGAUUAGGCCAGUCUCUGGAAAGGAGGAGAGAGGAAGCAAAGUUGCUUUGGCUACCUGCUGCCCUCUUGGACCCAGCCUUUGCGAUAUCUUCACCACUGUUGUAGGGCAACGAUGGAGCAACCUUCUUGAGCUCACAAGUGGCCAUAACCAGAAAACAGCCCGGUUCUGUUUUAGGGGCUACAUUUAAAUAACACAUGGGAAAUCCACUUAUUUUACUUAUCAUCUGUACUUGUGGAAGAAUGCAUUUGGUAGCUGUUUUUCAACAACUUUUCAAAAGAGGUUCACAUAGCACCAGGCAAAACCAAACCAGUUGCCAUCAAGUCAACUCCAACGCAUGGCGAGCCCAUGUGUGUCAGAGUAGAACUGUGCUCUGUUUGGGUUUUCUAUGGCUGUGACCUUUUGGAAGUAGAUUGUCAGCCCUUUCUUCUGAGGCCUCUCUGGGUGGCCCAACCUUUAUGAUUAGCUGCCAAGCACUUAACUAUUUGUGCCACCCAGGCGCUCCAUUUUUUUAAGCAUAAAUGGCCAAUAAGUCCCUGAUGGAAAACUCGUGUCCCUAGGAUUUUCCCAGAGGAAGACAAUGCCUAUGUUGAGAAAACUUUUUUUCUGGUGAAGUGUUAAGUGUAACUGUGAGGACCCUCAUGCCCAUGUCCCAGAUUUCAGCUGCCAGCUCAGGCAGCAGAGACAGGUCCAACGGUAGCUUGAGCCACUUGGAAAUUUGCUUCUGCCACCAUGGAAGGGAGGCCGUGAGACCCAGGGGAGCCCACACCACUGUCUGAGUAUGCUAUCCCCAAGGAGGCUAAACUCCAGGAGAGCAGGGGCCACGUCAGUCUCUUCUCAGUUGUACCCCAAGUACCCACAUGGGUGGUUCAAGUGGGGCAGUGCUUCUAAGCCAGAGGUCUUGGUCUCUGACUAUGUUUAGGAGACCGAGUUAACACGAGCUGAUACAAUUAUUUUCCCUGACAGAGGGUCACAACCUAUGGAUUCUUUUUCUUAUUGUGAAGAUAGAGCACUCCUUCAUGGUGGACUGGGCCAGUUGGUGGCAGUCACUGCAGAGGAUAGCGCCUGUAGGAUCUCUGCUCCCCUGAGCUACUCUGAAAAGAAUCACUGUGCCUGCUUCAACCUACCUGAACAUUCUAGAAGCUGUCCCAGUUCCCCAGAUCAAAGAGGCCCUCUUGGUGCACCAUGAUACAUCUUUUACAUAUAUUGAAGUUGAGAUCUGAGUUCUAGUUCCAGCUCUGCUACUUAACUAGCUGUGUGAUAUCAGACAAGAUAACCUUUCUAAAGUCUUAUUUUCCUCAUAUGCAAAAUAGGAAGAAAAAUACUACAUGCUUUAGAGGGUUGGCGUGAGAACUAAGAGAGAUCUGAGCAGAGUGUCUGUUAAACCCUAAAACAAGAAACAUUAUUUACCUGCCAUUCUAAUGUUAUCAUUGCAAUCAGCAUUGUUCCCAAAGCAAAGUGCCCAAAACAGAACUCAG